Spodoptera frugiperda (fall armyworm) is the source of this 9509-nucleotide messenger RNA. It is a transcript of the gene zip, whose product is annotated as myosin heavy chain, non-muscle. Gene Ontology annotation, molecular function: actin filament binding; cytoskeletal motor activity; ATP binding. The record is from RefSeq and is a predicted model, not a curated record. NCBI's taxonomy places the organism in Eukaryota, Metazoa, Arthropoda, Insecta, Lepidoptera, Noctuidae. Gene Ontology annotation, cellular component: myosin complex. The transcript is spliced from 27 exons.
AUUUUUGUAAUCGAAAUCUAACCUUGACGACAAGAAAGAAGUGUCGGCGAUAAGUCGUUGGCUUAUUUUAGUUGUUUUUCUAUUACAAAAGUGCAUUUUAGUUGGUUAUUUGCGGCGGGAACAUGUUAAAUGCAUGUUCAUCAAUUGGAUAAUAUAAAGUUCAACUUUCUAGUUUAGUAAUACAACGAAAAUUGUAUUCUUAUUUCGGUUUAAAUCAACGUGAAUCGGGCGUCGACCGGUCCAUCCCUUCUACCCGUAACCGUCGCCUGCUGUCAGUCGUUCGCUAUCGUCAUUUUGUACGAAUCAGCGCCGUCCGCGACACGGCAAGCGCGAAGAGAACAACGCCGUGUGAUAGCAAUAAGUAGAAACGUGUGUUGUGGUGUGCCGGUCUGAGUGACCGUUUAAUGUGGUAUCUAGUGUCGGUGUUCAACUGUCGUACGGGCCGCGCGGCGUGAUCAGGCGGCGCGAUGGUGGACAUGGAUAGGAACGACCCGGAGCUCCGGUACUUGUCGGUGGAUAGGAACAGCUUCAACGACCCCGCCACACAGGCAGAAUGGACGCAGAAGAGACUAGUUUGGGUGCCCCACGAGACCCAGGGUUUCGUGGCGGCUGGGAUCAAGGGGGAGCGUGGGGAUGAAGUGGAAGUGGAGAUAGCGGAGUCAGGGAAGCGUAUCCUUGUUCCUAUAGAUGAUAUUCAGAAGAUGAAUCCCCCAAAGUUUGACAAAGUAGAGGACAUGGCAGAGCUGACCUGUUUGAAUGAGGCGUCUGUAUUGCACAACAUCAAGGACAGAUACUACUCUGGACUGAUCUAUACAUACUCCGGUCUCUUCUGUGUAGUGGUGAACCCCUACAAGAAGCUGCCCAUCUACACGGAGAAGAUUAUGGAGAGGUAUAAGGGGAUAAAGCGGCAUGAAGUACCUCCUCAUGUGUUCGCCAUCACAGACACUGCCUACCGUUCUAUGUUACAAGAUCGAGAGGACCAGUCAAUUCUUUGCACAGGAGAAUCUGGUGCUGGUAAGACAGAGAACACAAAGAAGGUGAUACAAUAUCUCGCGUACGUCGCCGCAUCAAAACCCAAGGGAUCUGGAGCGGGACCGUCGCCACAGUUGAUUAUAGGUGAACUGGAACAACAGCUGUUACAAGCUAACCCCAUAUUAGAAGCCUUCGGUAACGCCAAGACUGUUAAAAACGACAACUCUUCUAGAUUUGGUAAAUUCAUUAGAAUAAACUUCGACGCGUCAGGUUUCAUAGCGGGCGCGAACAUCGAAACGUACUUACUCGAAAAGUCGAGAGCUAUCAGACAAGCGAAAGACGAGAGGACAUUCCACAUAUUCUACCAGCUCCUUGCCGGUGCCACGACACAGCAGAGAGCCGAGUACAUCCUAGAGGACCCCAAGAGCUAUCCAUUCCUAUCCAAUGCUGCACUGCCCGUCCCUGGCAUCGACGACGCAGCCGAGUUCCAGGCCACCAUCAAGUCCAUGAACAUCAUGGGCAUGAACAACGAGGACUUCAACUCGAUAUUCAGGAUAGUCUCCGCAACUCUACUCUUCGGCUCCAUGCAGUUCAAGCAGGAAAGGAACUCCGACCAGGCCACGUUGCCUGACAACACAGUCGCGCAAAAGAUCGCGCAUUUACUUGGUCUUUCCGUCACAGAAAUGACUAAGGCGUUCCUCAAACCUAGGAUCAAAGUGGGCCGCGACUUCGUCACGAAAGCUCAGACCAAGGAGCAAGUGGAGUUCUCGGUGGAAGCUAUCGGCAAGGCUUGCUACGAGCGCUUGUUCAGAUGGCUCGUGAACAGAAUCAACCGCUCCCUCGACAGGACCAAGAGACAGGGAGCUUCCUUCAUCGGCAUCCUCGAUAUGGCUGGUUUUGAAAUCUUUGAGCUUAACUCCUUUGAACAGCUCUGCAUCAACUACACUAAUGAGAAGCUCCAGCAACUCUUCAACCACACUAUGUUCAUCUUAGAACAGGAAGAGUACCAGCGCGAAGGUAUCGAGUGGAAGUUCAUCGAUUUCGGUCUCGAUUUGCAACCGACCAUCGACUUGAUCGACAAGCCUAUGGGAAUAAUGGCUUUGUUGGACGAGGAGUGCUGGUUCCCUAAGGCUACUGAUAAGACUUUUGUUGAGAAGCUGGUAUCAGCACACUCCGUCCAUCCCAAGUUCAUGAAGACUGACUUCCGUGGAGUUGCUGACUUCGCGAUUAUUCACUACGCUGGCAAAGUAGACUACUCCGCAGAGAAAUGGUUGAUGAAGAAUAUGGACCCUCUGAACGAGAACGUCGUAUCCCUUCUCCAGUCAUCCCAGGAUCCGUUCGUGUGCCACAUCUGGAAGGACGCGGAGAUCGUGGGCAUGGCGCAGCAGGCGAUGACGGACACACAGUUCGGCGCGAGGACCCGCAAGGGCAUGUUCAGAACAGUCUCUCAAUUGUACAAGGAACAGCUGACCAAACUGAUGGCGACGCUAAGGAACACUAACCCGAACUUCGUAAGGUGUAUCAUUCCCAACCACGAGAAGAAGGCUGGAAAGAUCGAAGCGCCUCUAGUUCUCGACCAAUUACGUUGCAAUGGUGUGCUUGAAGGUAUCAGGAUCUGCAGACAAGGUUUCCCCAACCGUAUACCCUUCCAGGAGUUCAGACAGCGCUAUGAGCUGCUGACUCCUAACAUUAUACCGAAAGGUUUCAUGGAUGGAAAGAAGGCUUGUGAGCAGAUGAUCGAGGCUCUAGAGUUAGAUCACAAUUUGUACCGCGUCGGUCAGUCCAAGAUCUUCUUCCGGGCUGGUGUACUGGCACAUCUUGAGGAGGAACGGGACUACAAGAUCACUGACUUGAUAGUCAACUUCCAAGCGUUCUGCCGAGGCUACCUUGCUAGGAGGAACUACCAGAAGAGACUGCAACAGCUGAACGCUAUCCGCAUCAUUCAGAGAAACUGCGCCGCCUACCUCAAGCUGCGCAACUGGCAGUGGUGGAGACUGUACAUCAAGGUCAAACCUCUUCUGGAAGUGACGAAGCAAGAAGAGAAGUUGACGCAGAAGGAGGACGAGCUCCGUCAGAUCCGUGAGAGACUGGACACCCAGGUGAAGAGGUGCCAGGAGUACGAGCAGAAGUACCAGCAGGCCAAUGCUGAGAAGACACAGUUGGCUGAACAGCUACAGGCUGAGUUGGAGUUGUGCGCGGAGGCGGAGGAGUCCCGCGCCCGGGCGGCGGCGCGCAAGCAGGAGCUGGAGGAACUGCUGCACGACCUGGAGGGCCGCAUCGAGGAGGAGGAGGAACGCUGCAACGCGCUGCAGCAGGAGAAGAAGAGGCUGCAGCUCAACAUUCAGGACCUGGAGGAACAGCUGGAGGAGGAGGAGGCGGCGCGGCAGAAGCUGCAGCUGGAGCGCGUGCAGUGCGACUCCAAGAUCAAGAAGCUGGAGGAGGACCUCGCGCUCAGCGACGAUACCAACCAGAAACUUGUCAAGGAGAAGAAGGUAAUUACGUCUUCCAAGUAGGAUUUAAUGCCAAGGCAUUCUCUACCAGCCAAAUCUUUGAAAGAUUUUAUGUUUUUAAUGACUUUGGAAGCACCAAUUAUUUACGAAUGUAGAAUAUAUCUCGUUAUCAUGUACCAGGAUCACCAAAUGCGCCAAGAGACGGACCGCGCCAAGCGGAAGCUGGAGACGGAGCUGCAGGACGUCAAGGAACAACUCGCCGAGAGGAAGGCACAGCUCGAGGAGUUGCAGAUUGUACUCACAAAGCGCGAGGAGGAGCUAGCGUCAGCGAUAAGUCGCGCGGACGAGGAGAGCGCGGCGCGCGCGGCGGCGCAGAAGGCGGCCCGCGAGGCCGAGUCCGCGCUGGCCGACGCGCACGAGGACCUGGAUGCAGAGCGCGCCGCAAGGACCAAGGCCGAGAAGCUGCGCCGCGACCUCAACGAGGAACUCGAGGCACUCAAGAGUGAACUGCUGGAUUCUCUUGAUACUACUGCUGCGCAACAAGAGCUCCGUACCAAGCGCGAGCAAGAAGUAGCCGUCCUGAAGCGCAGCCUGGAGGAGGAGGCCGCGGCCCACGAGGCCAGCCUGGCCGACCAGAGGCACAAGCACUCGCAGGAACUGCAGCAGCUCAACGAACAACACGACCAGCUCAAGAAGGCUAAAGCCGCUUUGGAGAAAGCCAAGCAAGUAUUGGAGGCUGAGAAUGCGGACUUGGCGACGGAGCUGAAGAGUGCGAGCGCGGCGCGGGCCGAGGGCGAGCGCCGCCGCAAGCAGGCCGAGGCACAACUACAGGAGAUUGCUGCCAAGCUGCAGGACGUAGAGCGCGUCAGGUCGGAGCUGCAGGAGAAGUGCGUGCGUCUGCAGAGCGAGGCGGAGACGGCGGCGGCGCAGCUGGAGGCCGCCGAGCUCAACGCAUCCGCCGCGCACAAACACGCCGCCACCACCGGGGCACAACUCGCCGAGGCACAGGCUCUACUAGAAGAGGAGACGAAACAGAAGUUGUCUCUGCAAACCAAACUGCGCAACAUCGAGCAACAACUGGAGCAGGCCAGGGACCAACUCGAGGAGGAGGAGGAGGCCAAGAAGAACUUGGAGAAACAAGUAACAGCGUUGACCCAGCAAGUGGCGGACGCUAAGAAAAAGGCAGAAGAAGAGGCGGAGAACGCGGCGGCGCUCGAGGAACAGCGGAAGAAGCUCAGCAAGGACGUGGAGGCACUGCAUCGGCAGAUCGACGAGCUGCAGCAGGCUAAUGACAAGCUUGACAAGAGUAAAAAGAAGAUCCAGGCGGAAUUGGAAGACACGAACAUCGACCUGGAGGCGCAGCGAGCCAAGGUUAUGGAACUCGAGAAGAAACAGAAGAGCUUCGAUAAGGUGGUAUCAGAAGAGCGUGCGAUAGCGGAGCGUUACGCGGCGGAGCGCGACGCGGCCGAGCGGGACGCGCGCGACAAGGAGACGCGCGUACUCUCGCUCACCAGGGAACUAGACACCGCGGCUGAGAAGAUCGAAGAACUAGAACGCACAAAACGCCUCCUGCAAUCCGAGCUAGACGAGCUAGCCAACACGCAAGGCACGGCGGACAAGAACGUGCACGAGCUGGAGAAGGCCAAGCGAGCCCUGGAGUCUCAGGUAGCGGAGCUGAAGGCACAGAACGAGGAGAUCGAGGACGACCUGCAGAUCACUGAGGACGCUAAACUGCGUCUCGAAGUCAACAUGCAGGCCAUGCGAGCUCAGUUCGAAAGGGACCUUCAGGCCAAGGAGGAGCAGGGCGAGGAGAAGCGGCGCGGCAUCGUGAAGCAGCUGCGCGACCUGGAGGCCGAGCUGGACGACGAGCGCAAGCAGCGCGCCGCCGUGCUCGCCAUGCGGAAGAAGCUCGACGCCGACCUCAAGGACGCCGAGCAGGCGCUGCAUCUCGCUAAUAAGGUGAAAGAAGACGCGGCGAAGCAGGUGAAGAAGCUGCAGCAGCAGUUGAAGGAGGCGGCCCGCGAGGCCGAGGAGGCGCGCGCCGGCCGCGAGGAGGCCGCGGCGGCCGCGCGGGACGCCGAGCGACGCGGGAAGGCGCUCGAGGCCGAGGCGCUCGCGCACGCCGAGGAACUCGCCGCCGCAGACCGCGCGCGACGACAGGCCGAGGCCGAGCGGGACGACCUGCUCGACGAACUCAACAACUCCUCCGCCAAGAGUACACUUCUCGUCGACGAGAAGAAGCGGCUGGAGGCACGGAUAGCAGCGCUCGAAGAGGACCUCGAUGAGGAACAGUCCAACAACGAAAUCCUCAACGACAGGCUUCGGAAAUCACAGAACCAAAUCGACCAGCUUACAAUGGAGCUGGGCACAGAGAAGUCGGCCACGCAGAAACUGGAGAGCGGCAAGUUAGUGCUGGAGCGACAGAACAAGGAACUCAAGGCCAAACUCGCGGAGCUCGAGACUGCCGCCAGGACCAAGACCAAGGGCGUGAUAACUUCCUUGGAGCUGAAGGUGGCUAACCUGGAGGAGCAGUUGGAGGCGGAGUCCCGCGAGAGGCUGGCGCAGCAGAAGGCGUCGCGCAAGUUGGACAAGAAGAUGAAGGAGCUCGCGCUGCAACUGGACGAGGAGAGGAGGCACGCUGACCAGUACAAGGAACAGAUUGAGAAGAUGAACGUCCGCGUGAAAGCUCUGAAGCGUCAGCUCGACGAGGUGGAGGAGGAGGUGCAGCGCGAGAAGGUCGGCAAGCGGAAGGCGCAGCGCGAGCUCGAGGACAUGCUCGAGACGCACGAGACCCUCACCCGGGAGUGCAACAACCUGCGCAACAAGCUCAGACGGCAGGGCGGCGGCAUCGGUCUGUCGGGCGCGUCGUCGUCGUCCCGCAUGAAGCGCACGUCGCUGGCGCCGGGCGCCGGCUCGGGCGACGAGUCCUUCGACGACGUCAACGACACCACCAACAGCGUCGAGUAACCACACUCCGCGGCACGUCACGUCACGUCACGGAACGCUCGCCACUACACACCCGUCACAUGAUGUACAGACGUGUGACGUUAGCAAUAACUUAGUAUGUGACCCGAGCGGCGCAGUGCAUCGACAUGUUAUAGUGGAUGUACUGCGCCACUCGGGAGUGCCGAGCGAGGCCCGGUGACGUCACGCUACGACCACGUAACACUACAUGUAAUAGCACAUGUGAGGUAAUGUCUUCUCUCACUAUUUCGUUCAAGUAUUCUAAACUGUCGUCCAAAUGCACGCGUUCUAUAUACCACAAUAAUACAGCGAUGUCAGUUCCAAACUCAGCGCUGCAGUAUUGUGGUACGCCCGCUCAAGCUAACAGCUCAGCUUGAGGGGCGGACAGGAAUAUUAUCAAUAUGCCACACAUAUUGAUAAUAUUAUUUUAUACAAUGAACUAUGUCAAACGUGAUUAACAUCAGUUUAGUGACUAUUUGACUUUAGGCUAAGUAGUUAUUUUUGAAAUUUUAUUGUUAUUUCUUUGUAACUGUUCUAUAUUCGUCGACGUACUUAAUUACUGAAGAAUACAUUUGUUCAUAUGAUGCUCUUACAUGUAGCUCUAGUAUACUACAAUCGUAUUUUUGUAUAUAAAUCUUGGGUGAGGGAUUAUGGUAUUGUAAACCCGUGUUCACGUUAGCUGUCACACUGAAGUAGCCAGGAUGUGAUGUAGGACUUGUACAUUAGCGUUACAAACUUACGAUUGUAUGCGUGUGGCCCACGAGUCAUGUAAAUCGAGUUAAUGUAUGGAUAUAGCGAACAGCUGAGAACGCAUAGGCUUUUGUAUCUAAUAUACGUUUUCUUUCAUUGUAUAAUAUUAUUAUAUAUGUACGUGAAAUUUUAAUAUCAUUAUGAAAUAUUUUGAGUACAUUUUUUCAGUUUUAGGUGUAUGAAUAUGUACGCUAAUUUAUAUGUCAAUAUAAUAGUUUUACAAAUGCAUGAAAAAUGUCGGAGUAGUAUAUUCGUUCCGUGUUACACGCCGCGCCGCGGGCAACCUAUGGCGUACAGGUUCCUACGUCUAGAACGAUCACGCGGGUGCUCAAUUUACACUAAACAAAUACUGCAUUUAAACAGUCGAAUCUCUCAACACAAUAGCAAUUGGUGAUAAUACCCAUCCCAGUAUUAAACUAUACAUUCCUAACAAUCGAGAUUUUCACUUUGCCCAGACCAAGUCGGACGGGUAGAUUGUUAAAUUACUCAUUGGGUGAUAUUUGUAAUGAAAUUUUUUAAAGUAUUAUUAAAAUGUGGCAAAAUAUUACUUAUUCUGAUUGCAUUUAAACGCGACUGAGUAACCAAGACUGUUGUUGCGAUAUCUGACUCCCCCUCCAUUGUCAAUCGUACCGUUUGCGAGAUCUACCGCGUCACCGCUGAGCACACUCCCUCCACUCGUCCACUACCGCACGACUGCACUCUGCACUACUGCACUACUGCAGCACUACUGCCACUCUCUCGGUCUCAGUCAGUCGAGUGUGCUCGGUGCUCGACACCUACAUGUAAAUAUAUCAGUGUGAGUCACUGAGCGCUUAGUUGCCAUACAAAUUUUAAUGAUAGUUGUAAGUAAACAUGUGAGCUUUUCAUGUGAUGGGGUGUGACGCCGUGCUCGACACAAACUUAGUUGACAUAACUCACAGUCGGCUCAGUUUUUGAAGAUAACAUUGAGCACAAAAUAAAAUAAUUUUGAUUGAAGCAAAAUAGAAAUAUUUGUGCAAGCAAACUUGCUCAAAGUUCUGGGCUGUAUGGAAGGAAAGCAAUGCGCGAUUUUGUCGAGACGACGUGCUAUCACACCUGUGAUGUUACAAUAAUGUCUCGUACCAUCCCGCAGCAUGUUGAAUGUAAAUACACCGCUCAGGUGGUGUCAUGUAAAUUUGUUUACAUAACGACAAAACGGUAAAUUUGGACUUUCCGAUUUUGCCUAGUGAAUCUAUAUACAAUUGUGGAGCUGAAAUCACUCACAGUGUUAAUCUUGUGGAAGUGCUUAUACUGCAAUGGAUCGCACCACAAGUGGUAAGUCAUUAAGUAAGUAAGUGUAAGUGGUUGCUGCGCUCAUAUCAUGUCUGUGAUAUGGUAUUUAAGUUGGGCAAGGCAUGAAAAUGUAACUCCACCAGCUCAGUUUCUAGAAAAUGUUUUGUUAACAUUAUGAAAAUGAAUAGUUUCACAAAUAAACGAUUUAUUUUAAAGUGUUGAAGUUUUUUCAUAUAUUAUGUUUAAUUAUUAAUUUGAUACAAAGUUUCUUAUCUAUACGUUUUCUUUGUACUGUAAGCCGCUCAAUAAAGUAAAAAAUAGUACAAUAUUUUCAUGUUCAUGUUCAAGCCCAAACGCCAUACAAAGUGGUUGAUGUCCUUUUAAUGAUAGUUGUAAGUAAACAUGUGAGCUUUUCAUGUGAUGGGGUGUGACGCCGUGCUCGACACAAACUUAGUUGACAUAACUCACAGUCGGCUCAGUUUUUGAAGAUAACAUUGAGCACAAAAUAAAAUAAUUUUGAUUGAAGCAAAAUAGAAAUAUUUGUGCAAGCAAACUUGCUCAAAGUUCUGGGCUGUAUGGAUGGAAAGCAAUGCGCGAGCGAGGCGGCGUCACACCUCGUGUUAAGUGUUACAAUAAUGUCUCGUACCAUCCCGCAGCAUGUUGAAUGUAAAUACACCGAGCAGGUGGUGUCAUGUAAAUUUGUUUACAUAAAUACAAAACGGUAUUAUUUGUGUCUGCAGGCGAGGGUUUGCGCUAGAACGGCUUGCUCUUAUACACUUAGGUAAGACUCGUAGUAAUAAAUUGUGGCCUUAAGUUUUGUUUAUUGUCGACUUAAUACGUAAAAUGGAUUGGAAUUGUCUCUUGUAACAGAGGCCUAACUUGUAUCGUGCGAGCAUUUUUUAUCAUUAUUUACCAAGAGUCUUCAUGACCACUUUUUUAUUCAUUAUUAUAGUUUCCCGAAUAAUAAUAUAAAAUUUAAAUGUAAGUAAACAUUGAAGCAUAAACUUAUUUUACAUAAAUAUUAUAUUUAAUUAUUAACAAUAUUGAUAAUUGUAAAAUUGGCCAUAGGUUGUAACAAGUUAUCAGUUGGCAUGCCAAUUAAACAAUUUUUCAUGAUUUUUA